AAAGCAUUAUAUUUAAAGGUUUUUUUUUGGUAGUUUAUGCCAUUAGCAAUAACUGACAAUAACGUCCUCAACAAGCUGCAGAAAGAUGAUGGACUUCGUGGCUGGAUGCGUAGGAGGUGUUGCUGGAGUCUUGGUUGGACACCCGUUUGACACAGUAAAGGUCAGGCUGCAGAUCCAGAGCGUCGACAAGCCGCUUUAUCGUGGAACGUUCCACUGUUUCCAGUCCAUCAUAAGACAAGAGUCGGCGUUUGGUUUAUAUAAAGGCAUUGGAUCUCCCAUGAUGGGCCUGACAUUCAUCAAUGCCAUAGUUUUUGGUGUUCAGGGCAACGCCAUGCGUCUGCUUGGAGAGGACACCCCUACACACCAAUUUCUGGCCGGUGCCGCUGCAGGAACCUUACAGUGCGUCAUCUGCUGCCCCAUGGAGCUAGCUAAAACCCGUAUGCAAAUGCAGGGCACCGGGCAGAAGAAGUGGUCUUCUAAGAAACUGUACAAGAACUCCCUGGAUUGUUUGUUGCACAUCUACAGACGAGAGGGUCUGCCGGGCAUCUACAGAGGAAUGGUCACCACUCUCGUCCGUGAAAUGCCUGGCUUCGGCAUGUAUUUCUGGACCUACGCUGUGCUGUCACAGAGCCUGGGCUGUGAGCCCAGCGACAGCUACAUGAUCCCCAAACUGCUGUUUUCCGGCGGCAUGGCCGGCAUCGCCUCGUGGCUCGUCACCUAUCCCGCAGAUGUGAUCAAAUCUCGGCUGCAGGCGGACGGGGUGGGCAGAGUCAACCAGUAUAGCAGCAUCGCAGAUUGCGUACGACAGAGCGUGAGGAAGGAGGGUUAUAUGGUGUUCACGCGAGGCCUCACCUCCACGGUGCUACGAGCCUUCCCUGUGAACGCGGCCACCUUCGCCACUGUCACCCUGGUACUGAUGUACGCCCGCGGUGAGGACCUCUCGCCUCUAAUUGUAAAAUUCUGACCCUUGAUUUUGGCACUUUAAAAACGCAUGAAAUGACAAGCAAAGACCCCAUUAAUGCUCUAUGACUCCGUUACUGUAGAUCAGCCAUUCCCAGCUGUGAGUCUUGGAAUAUCUCAUAUAAAUAAGCACUCUUUUGAAGAAAGGACAGUGAGAUGUAUUUUAUUUUUGUUAACUUAUGUUCCUGUUUGUAACUCCAGAAAUUAAGAAACAAACAAUGCCAUCACCUCUAAUGAGAUUAGAGAUAUAUAUGCAACAGAGGUGUAGCUUAUAGUCUUAAAAACUACAAAAAAAAACGCAAAAUUGAUGGUGUUUCUGGGUCGAUUUUACAGUUUGAAAUCCCUUAUAUAUUUAGCAUAUCUUGAGAUGUGUGUUUUGCAAUGUGUCUAUAUACCAAUAAUUUUACUAUUUGUUUUUUGUUUUCUAUUUUUGGAAACAUUUCCCUGCCUUAUUGAAUGUUUUUAUCUGGCCCAAGAUGUCGCUCAAGCUUUACAUGAGCUUUGAGAAACUGUAGCAAAUAAUAAAUGUGUGAAACUACUUUUAUCUAACCAGAACAACAUAACAGCUGUAGUAUCGUCAUCAUCCCCGUGUCUCUGUUGACUCUACAGUACUAUCCACUGUAGACAAUAUCCCACCUGGUAUGAACGACCCUUCAGGGUUUGUUUUGAUUUCUGUAGGUGUUUGUUACCUUUUAUGUUUUGUUCUACCAGAAAAUGUGAAGAUUUCUUACUGUAAUUCAGCUGCUGUAUCGAAGGUCCAGAUGUGAAAUGUGGAACAAUGCACUGUCCUUAUCUAUUUUUUCUUUUUUCAUUUUGUUCAGUAAGUUUACAGUUUAAAAGUUGCACACAUAUUUAUGUAUUUAUUUGUUGUUUGUAACUGUGGUAAAGAUGUGCAGAGAAGCCUUAAAGAAAAUGGAUAUUAUGGAGGCUCAGUUUUGAUUAUCACAUUUCCAGUUGUUCUUUUUUUUAAUUAAUGAUUUAAUUUUAUUCUUUUAUUUAUUUUUUAUUCAUGCACGCUUUUCCUGUUUGCAGAUCAACAUGCAUGCAUGUUACUUGAGUUGCAUGUUAUUCGGUCUUUCCCUCUGUAUCUCAUAUUUAUACUCCGGAGAAACAGGAAGUCACAAUUACUCAUUGUAAAUCAUUCAUCUUAAGAGGAUUGUUUGGGUGCCGUUGGAGAUGUCCCUUUAUUUUAAGGAUUUCCACACCUCGUCAUCAGAGCAAAUGAUAAAUUAACUAAUUUUAAGAUCUCUUACCUUUUUAAAUUUGGAAAGUGUUGCAUUUUUAUUUUCUGCUGUAUAUCCGUGUCAGUUUUGACAGGCUUCCGUUCCCUGUUUUGUCCCCACAGCAGGCUGCUGCUGCUACCAUGUUUCUAUGGGCGUGGUGUGUUCAAGGUGAUGCACAGUGUUAAUUUCCUGCUAUGCAUCGCAUUUUGCAUGCAAGCCAAAAGAGAGAAUGUUGUCAGAGUUUGAUUCUAAGAGACAAACAAGAAAUAAGACGUGCAAAUGUUUGCAGUAACCUCUAAUUUUGGGAGUUUUCUUAGUUUAAUGGCUCUUAAAAGUCAUUCCUGUUGGCUCAAAUAUAGUUCUGUUUUGGGUUAUGACAUAAUCUGCAAAGGCAGGGAAUGCCAACUCAAAAGAAUAAAAAAUACUUGAAGUUUGAAUUUUCAGCUAUACAAAACUGCUGCACUUUAUCUGCAUCAGAGAUUGAAUCACAUUGCAGUUUUUGAUCUGUAAAAAGCACUUGAAAGUUUCACUGAAGGAUGGCAACUGACUUCUUUCUUUGUGUGCCUGUUAUUGCAUAAAUUAUUGUUUGUAUUUAAAAUGAGCAAUUUUUCCUUUCAAAAGGCAGGCCAAUGUGACUCUGUCAGAUUGAUGAACAAUCUGCUUGCUGGAAAGGUUGUUUGAAGUUGUACGGUUUAUAAAAUGUAAAAGCACUGCUGGCACUUGUGUAUGAAACAUUCCUGUUUGGAGAUGAGAAAGUCCCAGUUGCACUAAAACCUCAAGGAUGUUGAAUGUAAGUGACCUGUAUUCACACACAGCCGGUCCUGGAGGGUGAUGUGAGUAUUUGUUCAUUAUUAUGGGAAUUUCUGACCUCCAAGUAAAAAUGUUACUGUUUAAUUUUCUUAAAUGCUGCUGAAAUGCUUGAUUUUUAAUCCCAGCUCACUGUGUUAAAGGACAAUGAAGAAAGCAGUUUCUUCUUAUUUCCACCUCUGUGACAAUACCAUGCAAGUAUUGUCACAAUAAUGACACAGAGCCAAUCCAGCCAAUGUGAAAGAAGCAAUAUGUACAGGGCUAAAUAGUAAAAUAUGAGACUUAUUUUCAAGUACAGCAUAUAAUUUUCCAUGAAUGAUUUUGGUCAGUUUGAGCUUCCUCUUGUAGAUGUUUUAUUAGACACUGAUGACAUAUUUUUGUCAUGCAGAACCUGUUUGUCUCUGAAAGAGAAUAAAAACAAUUAACCAGC
Molecule: messenger RNA, 3420 nt
Organism: Xiphophorus hellerii (green swordtail)
Lineage: Eukaryota; Metazoa; Chordata; Actinopteri; Cyprinodontiformes; Poeciliidae
Product: mitochondrial basic amino acids transporter-like
Exons: 4
Coding region: 86-964 (292 amino acids)
Biological process (GO): mitochondrial L-ornithine transmembrane transport
Cellular component (GO): mitochondrion
Molecular function (GO): high-affinity L-arginine transmembrane transporter activity
Source: RefSeq, a predicted model, not a curated record